AUGAGUCUCGCCGGCCCAUCAUCCACGAUCGAUCCGGCAAAGCCAAUCCAGGGACAUGAAAAGAUCAAUGAAAAAUCUAGUUCCGAGGCAGAGAGGGGUGACACCCUAGAGGAUAUCGAUCCAGAGAAUGAAGUCCAAGGAAUCAAGCUUCUGUUAAUUCACAUUGCUGUGUGUCUCUGCACUUUUCUAGUUGGCCUUGACUUCAAUCUCAUUGCCACUGCAGUUCCCAGUAUCACGAAAGAAUUUGGCUCUCUUCGCGAUGUCGGUUGGUACCGGGCCAGUUUUAUGGUGUGCAAGCCAGCUCUUGCUGGAAAGACAUACACUUUAUUCCCAAAGAAACUCGGAUACUUCGCAUACAUCUUCAUCUUUGAAGUGGGCAGCCUGUUAUGCGCCCUGGCGCCCUCAUCGCAAGCACUGAUAGCUGGCCGUGCUAUAGCUGGAUUAGGUGCUUCGGGUAUCUUCGCCGGUGGCUUCACUGUAUUGACAACAGUCAUCCCAUUGCACAAGCGAGCGAUUUGGACUGGGACGAUGAGCUCCGUCUUUGCCAUCUCGAGCAUCAUUGGACCUGUCAUUGCUGGGGCUCUCACACAAAGCGCUACGUGGCGCUGGUGCUUUUGGAUCAACCUACCCAUCGGAGGCGUUGGCGUUGCCAUUGUCUUCAUAUUCCUGCAUGUCAAACCAGCAAGGACGGAAAGCGCGCCACUCACUGAGAAGCUUCGAAGCUUUGAUUUGUUGGGCUUCUUUCUCUUCGCGGGCUCUAUCACUAUGCUGCUGCUGGCGCUCCAAUGGGGGGGUGGAGUCCACGCAUGGUCGUCCUCCGUUAUUAUCGGCCUCUUUGUCGGUGCAGGCGUUGUGCUGCUGCUGUUCAUCGGAUGGCAGCUCUAUUUUCAAGACAAGGCCCUGAUUCCUUCACAGCUCUUCAAGGUCAAUCGCAACCCAGCUCUACUGUGCGCCGCCUCCUUUUUUGUCAAUGGGCCCUUCCAAACGGUCAUAUACUGGCUGCCCAUCUGGUUUCAAGGCGUGCUGGGCGUUAGCCCACUGCAAAGCGGCAUCAACUUCUUCCCUACUGUGAUAUCCGAUGUGUUGGCUGCGUUCUUAGGCUCAGGAAUUGUGAUGCAAGUAGGUUGGUGGAAUCCAUUCCUGCUGUUUGCUGAAGCAAUGGUUUGCCUUGGAGGAGGCCUCCUCUCCACGAUACAACCGGCAACAUCUACCGGCAAAUGGAUCGGAUAUCAGAUUCCCGGUGGCGUUGGAUACUCGCUGGCAUCCACAUUAUCGCACCUGGCGAUGCAGUCCUCCCUGCCGCAGGACUUGGUGCCGCUCGGUUCGUCAACGCUUCUCACAAUCAUCUCUACUAGCUGCGCCGUGUUCAUGGGUAUUGGACAGGCAGUAUUUGAGAAGCGGUUAAAGUUGAAUCUUGAGUCGUCUGUAUCCAAGGACAUCGCCCAACAGAUCAUCUCAGCUGGAGCCACCGAUGUUCGCUCGCUCAUCGGGCCCAACGAUACAAACGAGCUGCCUAUUAUAAUCAACCAGUACAGCAAGUCUAUAUCUGAAAUUUGGUACAUUCCUGCCGCGGCGCCUGCCGUGUCAUUCCUGCUGAUUGCCUGCUGCAGGUGGAUCUCUCUCAAUAGUAAGAAAGUCAAAGAAACCGCCGAGGGCGAGAAGGGGAGUGUUUAG
Molecule: messenger RNA, 1674 nt
Organism: Clonostachys rhizophaga
Lineage: Eukaryota; Fungi; Ascomycota; Sordariomycetes; Hypocreales; Bionectriaceae
Source: the annotation of a GenBank genome assembly